This is a messenger RNA of Scedosporium apiospermum, 1149 nucleotides long. Its product is annotated as Sterol 24-C-methyltransferase erg-4. Bases 1 to 1149 code for a protein of 382 amino acids. Gene Ontology annotation, cellular component: endoplasmic reticulum. The transcript is spliced from 4 exons. NCBI's taxonomy places the organism in Eukaryota, Fungi, Ascomycota, Sordariomycetes, Microascales, Microascaceae. The record is from RefSeq and is a predicted model, not a curated record. Gene Ontology annotation, biological process: ergosterol biosynthetic process. Gene Ontology annotation, molecular function: sterol 24-C-methyltransferase activity.
AUGGUGGCAUCCUCGACCGCUUCGCACCUCGAGAGGGAGGACCACGGCCGAGAUGCGGCCUUUAACAAGGCGAUGCACGGAAGCAGCGCGCAGGCCACGGGUGGUAUCGCCGCAAUUCUAAAGAAAAACACGGCCGCCCAGAAAGUAGCAUCGGAAGAAUACUUUAAGCAUUGGGAUAACAAGGCCGCCAAAGACGAAACUGCAGAGGAUCGAGCAGCCCGCACAGCUGAGUACGCGACUCUCACGAGGCAUUAUUACAACCUUGCUACCGAUCUGUACGAAUAUGGCUGGGGACAAUCGUUCCAUUUCUGCCGCUUCUCAUAUGGCGAGCCUUUUUACCAGGCCAUUGCAAGACACGAGCACUACCUUGCGCACUGCAUUGGCAUCAAAGAGGGGAUGAGGGUCCUCGACGUCGGCUGUGGUGUCGGCGGACCAGCUCGUGAGAUCGCCAAGUUCACCGGAUGCCACGUCACCGGCCUGAACAAUAACGACUACCAGAUUGAGCGCGCCACCCAUUACGCUGCCAAGGAGGGUCUUUCUGACCAGCUUGAAUUCGUUAAGGGUGAUUUUAUGCAAAUGUCGUUUGCCGAUAACACCUUCGAUGCUAUUUACGCCAUCGAGGCGACGGUUCACGCGCCAACGCUAGAGGGCAUCUAUAGCGAGAUUUUCCGAGUGCUUAAACCUGGCGGUGUCUUCGGCGUAUACGAAUGGCUCAUGACGGAUCAAUAUGACAAUGACGACCUGCACCACCGAGCUAUCCGAUUGGGUAUUGAGCAAGGUGACGGUAUCUCUAAUAUGUGCAAGGUUUCAGAGGCUCUAGCAGCCAUCGAUGCGGCUGGAUUCGAAAUGCUUAUGCACAAAGACCUUGCAGGGGGUGACGAUGCCCUCCCAUGGUACUGGCCCCUGUCGGGAGAGCUGAGGUACAUCCAAUCUGUCGGUGAUAUCUUUUCCAUCGUGCGCAUGACGCGGUGGGGCCGGACAAUCAUGCACAACCUGGCUGGCGUGAUGGAGAAGGUUGGCCUUGUGCCGGUCGGUACGAAGAAGACCGCGGACAGCCUCGCGCAUGCUGCCGAUUGUCUGGUCGCUGGAGGCAGGGAACAUCUCUUCACCCCAAUGUACCUGAUAGUGGCGAGGAAGCCGUCGAAUUAA